AUGCCACAUAUCCGGGAACGACUUGCAAGCACAGCUCCUGCAGUGGGAGUCUCCAACAUUGUAACGAGGGAGCUGAUUGGUCAGUGCUACCCCGAGACGCACACAAGAGCAUUCGGGAUUGGCGCCAGCGGCGGCUCGCUGGCGUUUGUCGUCAUUGCACCUUUGACGCAGUUUCUACUGGACGUCUACGGCUGGCGAGGAGCCACCAUGCUGCUUGGUUCCCUGUUAUCGCACCUGGUAAUCUGUGGAGCACUGUUCAGAACAAACCAGAAAACAGGCAAAAGAAACGGCGACUACGAGUUGGUUACUGGGGGUACAUCAGCAGUGGACUCGAGUCAGAAACGUCACUCUGUCUUGGCAACCAUGAAAGAUAUUUUUAAGAUUGACUUGUUUACCUCCCCAAAGUAUUGGCUGGUAGUUUUCGUAUUCGUGUGUACGACGGUAACUAACACAGCCUGGGUCGUGUACUUCGCACUGAACGCCACUCUGUCCAAGAGCUUCUCUCUCGCAGAUGCUGCCGCCUUCUUAACGGUGUUCGGCGUUGCAAAGAUAGUUGGAAAUCUCCUAACCGGUCUUUUCGACAGUUGUAAGGCCGUCGGCACGAACGCAUGGAUGGGACUCAGUUUGUUCGCUAGUUCGGCCUGUUAUCUGGUAGAUCCGAUCUUGGUGUCGUAUUGGUCCAUCAUGGUGUACGUCUUCAUCUACGGCUGCUUCCAUUCGUUCUUAUACACUCUCAUGGAUGUCAUAGCCAAGGAAUCUGUUGGCUUGGGGCAAUUGGGAAGUGCUCUGGGUUGGAUCGGAUUGAAAGCAGGCCUCGUCCGAGCUUUAAUCCUCUUCUUUCCAGGAUUAAUCUACGACACAUUCGGCAGUUACACGUUGGCUUUUAUCCUGAUGGCCGCUAUCAACGCGCUAGCACUGGUCGGCCUGUUAGUUCUCGCACGGCUUCAGCGACGGGAAUAA
This is a messenger RNA of Patiria miniata (bat star), 960 nucleotides long. Its product is annotated as monocarboxylate transporter 12-like. Lineage: Eukaryota; Metazoa; Echinodermata; Asteroidea; Valvatida; Asterinidae. Gene Ontology annotation, molecular function: monocarboxylic acid transmembrane transporter activity. The transcript is spliced from 3 exons. The record is from RefSeq and is a predicted model, not a curated record. Gene Ontology annotation, biological process: transmembrane transport; monocarboxylic acid transport. The coding region runs from base 1 to 960 and encodes 319 amino acids.